AUGCCUUCGAGGACGCCUAGCGCCGCUGGCUCGAGGCCACUGCCGCUGCCGCCGGACGGCAGUGAAGGUUGCGACCGCUGCAGCGGAAGAGGAGACCACGGUUGCGCGGUGAGGCACUGCUUGCCUCGUCGGAUCAGGCUUCUCCUCGCCGGCUGGGCUGGUCCUCGCCGGAUCUGGUGGUGGCCGCCACCAUGUGCUUCAUGCGGCCUCCUGCAGCGCGCCGGAGGAGAGAAGGUGAAGGGGACCGCGCCACCAAAUCCCACCACCGCUGGAGCUCGUCGGGAGGUCGUGCCACCAAGCCAUGGCACUGAGCUCCGCCACCGUGCCUCCGCUGGGGGAGGGGACAGGGUCCCGCGCGCCGUCGGCGCAGGAGGAGGGGGACGGGCCCCCGCGCGACUGCCGACGCUGGAGGAGGGCACCGAGCCCCACGCGACCGUCGGGAGGCCGCGCCCCAGAACCCCCGCCACCCUAGGCUUCCACUUCAUCCCCUAUCGAGGCAACAGAGAGAACAUGCAGGUGCGGCAGUUCAUGGCACAGCGCUGCUAUUCAUUAGGACUGUUUCCAUUGCAUGCAAGCAUGCAUACAGCUGUAGGUCUACGAACGGAUCAGCCACACACGCCCAAAGGUUCGUUUUCAAUACAAUGCAAACUGAUGCUUCGUAUUAGAAUAUCUAUGUAA
Miscanthus lutarioriparius is the source of this 678-nucleotide messenger RNA. The record is from the annotation of a GenBank genome assembly. NCBI's taxonomy places the organism in Eukaryota, Viridiplantae, Streptophyta, Magnoliopsida, Poales, Poaceae.